AUGAAGUUCUUCAAGUACCUUACCGCGGCCUUGCUGCCAGUGACCGUGUUGGCCAUCCCUGCUGCGGAGCCCGAGCCCAAGGCCGCUGCUGUGGCUGCCCCGGCCACCAUCAGCGUGGAGGAGUACAACACUCUCGUGCAACGCCAACUCGAUCUGGGCGGUAUUAUUGGAGACUUGACCGAGGCUCUCGACGCCAUCAAGGAUCUCCUCUCGCCUCAGAGCUUGAACAACAUCAACACAGUCGUCACCAAGCUCGCAAACCUGCUCUCAGAUCCCACCACCGGCCAGAUCAAGAACUUGGUUCAGCUUGCUGCCGACCUUCUCGGUGGUGAGGCCAUUGGAAACCUGCUCGACCAGCUCCCGGGUCUCCUUAACGGGAUUGGCGGUCUUCUCACCGAGGAGACUCUCAACAAGCUCACCACGCUUCUGGACAAUGCUGCAAUCCUCCUGACCAAGGACUUUGCCGAGAACACCAGAGACCUUAUCAACGAUAUUGCACCGCUGGUGUCCGCUAUCGCCCAGGUUAUUUCGGCACUCCUAGGCGCGCUAUUUGGAUAG
This is a messenger RNA of Aspergillus calidoustus, 558 nucleotides long. The record is from the annotation of a GenBank genome assembly. Lineage: Eukaryota; Fungi; Ascomycota; Eurotiomycetes; Eurotiales; Aspergillaceae.